AUUAUACCCAAAGAAAAUUACAUAUAUAACAUUAUAACCCCUGUUUCUAGCGAAGCAAAUUGGUAUCAUAUUCUUUCUUUCUGGAAACCCAAAGAAUCUGCAAUUGCGUUUAGUUGAAGAAGUGAAAAAUGCCUCUGAAAUUGUUUACAGCAACAUUAUCAACCUUUGAUUCCGUUUUUGAGAAGUUCCGAUCAGAGAUUCCUCAAAACAAAGCCAAUCUCAUUCUCUUCUUAGCUGAUAAUGACCCUUCUACCUCUCUCAGUUGGUGCCCUGAUUGUGUGAGAGCUGAGCCAGUGAUCUACAAGAAGCUGGAAGCUUCACCUAAUGACAUUGCACUUUUGAAAGUUUAUGUUGGAGAUAGACCAACAUGGAGGAACCCACACCAUCCAUGGAGGGUGGAUCCUAACUUCAAGCUCAAAGGUGUGCCAACCUUGAUCCGUUGGGAGAAUGAUGCGGUCAAAGGUCGCCUUGAGGAUCAUGAAGCUCACAUUGAAAACAAAAUUGAAGCUCUUGUUGCUGAUAAAUAAAUGCAAAUGUGUCUCAUGUAAUUGUUAUCAAAAUGUAAUUUAAACUUUGUGGUGUAGUAAUGGUCACAGGUAAAACAUAUAUAAUAAUGGUGACAAGGGAAGGUUUGAAUAAAGAAGAUAGUGGUUGUUGUUUUUA
This is a messenger RNA of Trifolium pratense (red clover), 663 nucleotides long. Its product is annotated as thioredoxin-like protein Clot. Lineage: Eukaryota; Viridiplantae; Streptophyta; Magnoliopsida; Fabales; Fabaceae. The transcript has 2 exons. The coding region runs from base 129 to 527 and encodes 132 amino acids. The record is from RefSeq and is a predicted model, not a curated record. Gene Ontology annotation, molecular function: protein-disulfide reductase [NAD(P)H] activity. Gene Ontology annotation, cellular component: cytosol.